Messenger RNA from Aspergillus nomiae NRRL 13137, 5010 nucleotides. RefSeq lists its product as uncharacterized. Gene Ontology annotation, molecular function: ABC-type transporter activity; ATP hydrolysis activity; ATP binding. The transcript has 13 exons. Gene Ontology annotation, cellular component: membrane. The coding region runs from base 1 to 5010 and encodes 1669 amino acids. Lineage: Eukaryota; Fungi; Ascomycota; Eurotiomycetes; Eurotiales; Aspergillaceae. Gene Ontology annotation, biological process: transmembrane transport. The record is from RefSeq and is a predicted model, not a curated record.
AUGUCUAUCGUUGCACCCCAUUCACAGAGACUUUCAUCUUCACCCUCUGUGAAUGAGGAGAAAUAUGAGCUAAACUCGGGAAACACCAUAGCCGAUGAUUAUGUUGAUCCGCCUGUUUUCGACCAAGGUAGACGCCGCGCGUUCUGUCGUCAGUACGUGAUUAUCGUAAUAUGCCUCCUGUUGACCCUUGGAGGCCUCCUGCUUACCGUCGUGUCCGCUUCUUCAACCGUAUAUUCCACUUCAACUAUCAUGUCCUGGGAAUCGUUUGCUUCGUCUUCACCGGAGUCACCACACUCUUCUUCCCACCACCGCCACCAUGGCACAUCACCAAAUACAUACAACCUAUCAUCUCCGGUGAUGGAAGGAAUCAUGAAGUCGCCCUGUGGCCAUACCGCUACUGAAGCUAGAGCGCGAGGCUGCCACUUUGACAUCAUCACUUUUUGCUGGCUACCAGACCGCUGCUACGAUGCGGAACUAUCGGACUCCUUCGAGAAGUUGGUCGACUGGAAAUGGUACCUUGACCGGAACAAGACACAGCCAGUCCCUAAGGAAGAAGCCCUGCAGGGGGAAUUGGAUGGACUUAAUCCCGGAACCAUGCAGGGAUUCUUUGGACAGGCAGCAUCGCGGCGCGUCAUCGCCUUGGCGAGCCUUAUUUCUUAUUUCUACAACUUCCCCAGGAUCCCAUUGCAUAUCUUGGACAUCACUCUUCCCCGCAUAUCACUCGCAAUGGCCAACGAUUCUACUGUCUCGUGGGCAGAGGAUGCCUUCGGGCCUGCCAGUCACGUGCGUGGGUUUGACUUUACGUUGACCUUCGAGCAGGUUGUUCUGUCGAUUAUCCCGUCUAUAGUGUUGCUGCUGGCAGGACCAUCUAGACUGCUCUAUCUCACUCGUUGCCGUUCAAAAACUUGUCCCCAACAGAAAAAAUACCUCUGCAAGCUGGUCACCUCGUCCAUAAACCUGGUUCUACAACUCUCCUUAUUGGUGUUAUGGAGUGUGUCGCCAUCCUCGCGGACUUCAACGACUAUCCCAGCUGCCUCUCUAAGCCUCGCCAAUGCAAUUGUAAUCAUUGGGCUCUCCUAUAUCGAGGACCGCAAGUCAACGAAGCCCUCUUCCCUCCUGACCAUUUACUUACUACUCUCAAUACUAUUCGAUGCAGUACAGGUUCGUACAUUAUGGUUGACGCAUCGAAUUCCCAUGGCAGCGGUCCAGAGCGCCAUUACUGGGACAAAGCUCGCCAUGCUCCUAUUGGAGAUGCGAGAGAAGACCUCUUAUCUCCAGUCCCCCUACAGGGACUAUCCCCCGGAGGCAACCAGCGGCAUUGUAAAUCUCAGCUUUGUCUGGUGGAUAAAUCGACUUUUCAUGACUGGGUACCGAAAGCUCAUGGGGAAUCGAGACCUUUAUGAUCUUGAUCCCGGGCUUGCCUCUGGCCCUGCGGGCGAACGAGUGAAGAGAAUGUGGGAGAAACAAGGGAGCGCAAAAAGCAAGCUUACGCUACCUUGGGUCUUUGUCCGCUGUUUCUGGAUGGAGUUUCUUGCCGUGGUGUGGCCUCGAGUGUGCUUGAUUGGAUUCAGCUUCGCUCAGCCUUUUCUGAUCAUGGCAGCAGUUCAGCAUGUAGAGCGGCCGGUGACUACAGAGACCCGAGACCAUGGCUAUGGCCUCAUUGGGGCCACCGUCCUGGUUUAUCUGGGUAUCGCGUUCUCGAAUGUCCACUACAGACAGCGCUUCUCGCGGGUAUCCACGUUAUUCCGAGGCGCAAUGAUCGCGUUAAUUCAUGACCGGACAUUGAUACUCCAGGAUGGUCUCUACACAGAAAGUGCCGCACUCACGUUGAUGAGUACUGAUGUUGAUGGCAUCAUUGAACAUUUGGAGAACAUGAAUGACGUCUGGGCCCGCACGAUAGAAGUGACUAUCGGCAUAACCUUGCUGGGUAUCCAACUGGGUGCAACUUGCAUCGUUCCAUUACUCCUUACACUGGCAUGCCUAGUUGGCCAGAAGUUGGUGGCAAAUUCCAUUGGAAACGACCAACAGAGCUGGAACCUGGAGAUCCAGAAGAGGGUCAAGAAUACCUCAGCCGUCCUGGGUACCAUGAAGGCAAUCAAGGUCUCGGGGCUUUCGAAAGCGCUGGCCCAAAAUCUUCAAGAGCACCGUGAACGGGAGCUUUUUGUAUCUCGAGCAUUCUUCAAAGGAAUAAUGUGGCUCAACGGUCUAGCAACUUUGCCCCGAAUAUGGUCCCCCGUCAUCACCUUCACCGUCUAUGCGAUUCAAGCACGGAUUCAAGGUGACGACUCUCUAACUACCGUGAGAGCAUUUACCGCGCUGAGUAUCAUUACUCUUGUUACAACACCUGCUGAAAAGCUCCUCGCCGUUUUACCACAGCUAGCCGCAGCUAUGGGAUGCUUUCAGCGCAUUCACGAGUACAUAACAUCUGAUCCAGUCAAGGACGGUAGGUUAGGACGUACUGAAGUCUUAACGUUGAAUUCGGCGAUCUCUUCGGCCAACACAAAUGAAAAAGGAUUCACACCGCGAACUGACGAUGAAGAGCAAGGGAUUGUUAUCGGGUUGGACAACGUCACAGUGCUACCUUCACCAAAGGCAAUAUCUGUCGCCCUGAAGAAUGUGUCCUUCAAAGUAAGGCAGGGAAAUCUACUAGUAGUAACCGGUUCUGUCGGCUCAGGCAAGACAACCCUACUCAAGACUAUCUUAGGUGAACUUGACUGUCAGUCAGGGACUGUCUGUGUCGAAUCGAAGCGUAUCUCUUAUUGCAGCCAGAAUCCGUGGUUACUGAAUACAACAAUCAAGAAGAGCGUCACUGGCCUCGAAGAUCACAAAGUAGAUGAGAAGUGGUACCAAACCGUCAUACGUUCAUGCUGCUUAGAGGAGGACAUUCAUGGCUGGCCCGACGGAGAUCAGAGUGAAGUUGGAAGCAAAGGCCUUGCUUUAUCUGGUGGACAAAAGCAAAGAGUGGCAUUGGCUCGUGCGGUAUACAGUCGCCAGGACAUAGCUUUGCUAGACGACACCUUAUCCGCCUCGGACAUGCAGACCCAGGAGAUGAUCAUUGCACGGCUCCUUUCGAAUGAUGGGAUAUUUCGACAACUGGGAACAACAGUGAUCCUAACAACCCACAACCCCCGACUGCUUAAGGUGGCAGACAGCGUAAUAUCACUUAGCGCAGAUGGGCAGGUCGAGCGCCAGACAACGGGUAAGGAUGCUAUUCAAUACGCAGCCAUUAUUCGUGAAAAUGAAGACACGGAUGCUGGAGAGGCCGGCCUAAAUGAAAAGACCUGGGAUAAGGCAGCCAGUUCGUCAAACGGCGCUGCGAAUGAGGUGGAGGAUGAUGACCGAACCAGGCAAAUCGGUGACUUAUCGGUGUACUACUACUACGCACGAAUUGUUGGUCCAUUUCUCUGUACCAUGUUCCUCCUUGCGCAUGCCUUGCUAGCCUUCGCCGAAAACUUUCCGCGAGUAUGGCUAAGCAAGUGGACCGAAGCAGGCGGCAGCCAACUUCCACUGUACCUAUCUGUCUAUAUUGUUUUGGCCCUAGCAGCAUCGGUGCUCGUCUUGGGCUGCAUCUGGGUCAUUUUCCUUAACCUGAUGCCGAAGUCGGCCAUCCGUUUGCAUUGGCGCCUGCUGAACACCGUCAUUCGAGCACAUUUAUCCUUCUUCUCCACGACUGAUAGUGGAGUGACACUCAAUCGUUUCAGCCAGGACAUGACAUUGGUAGAUCUGGCGUUACCUAUAUCUCUAAUGUCUUUGGGACAGUCGUUUUUUGGAUGCAUCGCCACCGUGGGCUUGAUCGCAACGGGCUCAGCAUACAUGGCCAUCACGAUACCUGUGACAUUAGUGGUCCUGUAUAUCUUGCAGAAGAUAUACCUUAAGACCAGUAGACAGCUACGAUACCUCGAUCUGGAGUGCCGAAGUCCCUUGUACUCCCACUUCGUCGAGGUUCUCGAUGGACUUCCCACGAUCCGGGCGUUUGGUUGGCAGGUCGCAUCGACUGAGGUUCUGAUUCAGCAUUUGGAUCAGUCCCAAAAGCCAUACUACAUGCUUUCAUGCGCGCAGAGGUGGUUGAACCUGGUCCUGGAUAUUGUGGUGAUGGCAUUGGCGACCAUUGUGGUGACACUAGCCGUGGAGCUACAUGAGAGCACCAAUGCGGGCCUUCUCGGCGUUGCCUUGAACAAUAUUCUGGGAUUUAAUCAGCUACUAUCGUUCUUCAUCACGGCGUGGACUACCUUUGAAACCUCUCUCGGAGCAAUAGCCCGCGUCAAGUCCUUUGUAGAGACCACUCCGUCUGAGGUUCCUCCUGGUCAAAUUUCAGAACCACCAGUGUGCUGGCCUGAGCAGGGAGCAAUCCACAUCCAGGACCUCUCUCUUUCCUAUCCCAAUGGGACAUCAGCGUUGCAUGAUAUCUCGAUGUGCAUCACACCAGGGGAGAGAAUUGGUAUCUGUGGCCGUACAGGCAGCGGUAAAAGCUCUUUCAUACUCGCUUUACUUCGCCUUCUAAACCCAUCCCACGGCACGAUCACCAUCGACGGGAUUAACAUCGAAAGCCUCUCCCCACCAGCAAUCCGCGAGGCACUAAUAGCCGUUCCACAAGAUCCUUUCACGCUUCUAGGCUCCGUGCGGUACAACGCAGACAUCAUGGGCGUUUCCAACGACGAAGACAUCACAUCUGUAUUAAAGCAAGUAGCAUAUGGGAGGCCAUUGAAAGCCGAGGAGGUCUGGACGCAUCCUGGAGGGUCACCCGCUGUCUCAAGGAGAACAGCAGCCACCAGCAACCUUGAUAGCGAGACGGAUCGUCGCACCCAACAGAUAUUGAAGGAUGCCUUUGACGGCUGCACUGUUAUCAGUGUAGCUCACAGGCUGGACACAAUCAUCAAUUUCGACAGAAUCGCCGUCCUAGACGCGGGACGUCUGGUUGAGUUCGACACGCCACAGCGCCUUCUCGCCAGAGAUGGACUUUUCCGUCGGAUGGUCUCGGCAUUCGAGGAACAGGGGCUAGAUGAACUAUAA